AGUCUCUCGGCGCGGGCCGUGGCCUGCAGCCUGCGCACCGCCUUGGCCUCUUGCCCACCACGGCCCUGGGUGCCGAGUGCCGUCGCCGUCCGCGCGCUGAGCACUGGAUCCGCUGUGCUGUCGGUGCGUAAAUUCACAGAGAAACAUGAAUGGAUAACCACAGAAAAUGGUAUUGGAACAGUGGGAAUCAGCAAUUUUGCACAGGAAGCUUUGGGAGAUGUUGUUUACUGUAGUCUGCCUGAAGUUGGGACAAAAUUGAAAAAACAAGAUGAGUUUGGUGCUCUGGAGAGUGUGAAGGCUGCCAGUGAACUCUACUCUCCUCUGUCAGGAGAGGUAACAGAAGUCAAUGAAGCGCUUACAGAAAACCCAGGGCUCGUCAACAAAUCCUGUUAUGAAGACGGUUGGCUGAUCAAGAUGGCCCUGAGUGACCCUUCAGAGCUGGAUGAAUUAAUGAGUGAAGAAGCAUAUGAGAAAUAUGUGAAGUCCAUUGAGGAGUGAACACUGCACCCCACUCCCAAAUAAAACUGGGAAGCAACCUGCUCCAGCAUGCUUGUCUUAAA
Molecule: messenger RNA, 560 nt
Organism: Peromyscus leucopus (white-footed mouse)
Lineage: Eukaryota; Metazoa; Chordata; Mammalia; Rodentia; Cricetidae
Product: glycine cleavage system H protein, mitochondrial-like
Exons: 1
Biological process (GO): glycine decarboxylation via glycine cleavage system; protein lipoylation
Cellular component (GO): glycine cleavage complex; mitochondrion; cytoplasm
Source: RefSeq, a predicted model, not a curated record